AUGGCCAUAAUGAGUUUGCUGCAAUGCGUGGGUGCUAGCUCGCUGCUCUAUUUGGCAGCAGGGCUGGUCGCUCUCCUCUACUUUCUGACCAGCUUGAAGAAGACAGUUUGCAAUUUGCCUCCUGGGCCGCGACCUCUUCCUCUGAUUGGGAACUUGAAUGUGGUGGACCUGAAAAAGCCGUUCCAGUCUCUGACAGAGCUCUCCAAGACAUAUGGCAAUGUCUUCACUGUGCAUUUCGGACCCAGGAAAGCUGUGGUACUGGCUGGAUAUGAAACCAUCAAGGAUGCCCUUUUAAAUCAUGCUGACGAAUUUGGCGAGAGAGCAGAAAUACCCAUAUUUAGGAAAAUGACACAAGGAAAUGGCAUAGCAUUUAGCCAUGGAGAGCUGUGGAAAGCUAUGAGAAGAUUCACCUUGUCCACACUGCGAGAUUUUGGGAUGGGAAGGAGAACAAUUGAGGUCCGAAUCCUUGAGGAACUAAAUUCUCUUGUUAAAUACUUUGAAUCAUAUCAAGGGAAACCAUUUGACACAAAGAUGAUACUCAACAACGCUGUAUCCAACGUCAUCUGCUCUAUAUUGUUUGGAGAGAGGUUUGAGUAUGAUGAUCCUGCAUUUCUAACUUUGCUGAAGCUGUUAAAUGAGAAUACCAAGCUGUUGGGCUCCCCGAUGGUGCUGUUAUAUAAUUUCUACCCAUCCCUUGGAUUUCUCUUUGGAGCUUCCAAGACUGUGCUACAAAAUAUCAAUGAGCUGAACGCUUUUCUCCAGAAGCUCUUCCAAGAGCACAAAGAAGAGUUUAAUGAAAAUAACUUAACAGGUUUUGUCGAUGCCUUUCUGAUGAAGCAACAACAGGAGUCAAAGAAACCCCAUACUAUGUUCCACAAUGAAAGCUUGUUGUUUUCAACCCUGGACCUGUUUGCUGCUGGGACUGAGACCACUUCUACAACUGUGCGCUGGGGUCUUCUUCUGAUGAUGAAAUACCCAGAAAUUCAGAGAAAGAUUCAGGAAGAAAUGAACCGUGUCAUCGAACCUGGAGAGAUGCCUAAGUUGGAGGACAGGAAAAAAAUGCCUUAUACGGAUGCAGUGAUACAUGAAAUCCAACGAUUUGCCAAUAUUGUCCCAAUGGGUGUAUCGCGAGCAACACCUACCGAUGUGAAUUUCCGAGGUUAUGUGAUUCCUAAGGGUACAGAGGUUAUUCCGCUGCUGACCUCCGCCCUGAACGAUGAGCUGCACUGGAAAACCCCGGAUCAGUUCAACCCUUCCCACUUCCUGGAUGCUGAUGGGAACUUCAUUAGGAGAGAGGCAUUCAUUCCAUUCUCUAUAGGACGAAGGGCUUGUGUUGGAGAAGGACUGGCCAAAAUGGAGCUGUUCCUCUUCUUCGCAGGCUUGCUCCGCAAAUUUGUCUUCCAAGCCCCUCCAGGAGUGAACAAGUCAGAUCUAGAUCUCACUGCUGAUGUCGGCUUCACCCUGAACCCCAUGCCUCACCUGGUUUGUGCUGUGCCCUCUGAAUGA
Molecule: messenger RNA, 1506 nt
Organism: Cygnus atratus (black swan)
Lineage: Eukaryota; Metazoa; Chordata; Aves; Anseriformes; Anatidae
Product: cytochrome P450 2K4-like
Exons: 9
Coding region: 1-1506 (501 amino acids)
Biological process (GO): xenobiotic metabolic process
Cellular component (GO): cytoplasm; intracellular membrane-bounded organelle
Molecular function (GO): oxidoreductase activity, acting on paired donors, with incorporation or reduction of molecular oxygen, reduced flavin or flavoprotein as one donor, and incorporation of one atom of oxygen; heme binding; iron ion binding
Source: RefSeq, a predicted model, not a curated record